GUAUCAACAUUCGCGAGAGUUUUAUCGUAAAAUUGAAGACGUCCUAUGAAAAUUAUCCGAAGAAUAUGUAAAUCUCUUCAAAAAUACCGCGAAAUAUGGGCGUAAAAUAACCUCUCUAAUAAUUAGUCAAAUAUUGAUUUUGGAGUAAUUUUUGGAGUAUCAAUCGAUCAUUUUUCCGCUCAUUUUGAUUCAGUAUGACGCGAACCAGAAAAAAUUCCCCGGAACGCCCUGCGGAUACGUUUGCAAAGAGUUGCACACAGGAAUUCGAAACGAACUAUUUCUUUUCGUUGCAAGGCAAUAACAAGUCCACUAAUACGCAAUCACGAAGACGAGCUUCGAAAAUAUCCGCUUCGAGUGUGGAGAUGUAUCUUAGGAUAAAACCAUACUGGAUUCGACAAGACAAUUACAUCUUACUCGACAUGAGAACUCUUUUAACAACAUUUCAGCCGUUUAAGGAUAAAUUUAUUCGAAAUUCGAGAUGUGCGAAAUCGAGCGAGGCCAAAGGCAGUCGGCAUGUCUUUACGAAGAUUUUUGGACCACAAACUUCGCAAGAGGAGAUGUUCGAGGGAUCCAUAAAACAUCGAGUCGUGGAGUUUCUCAGUGGUAAAAGUUCAACCAUCAUGACUUACGGCAUGAUGUAUUCCGGGAAGACUUACACGUUGUUCGGCACGUCCUUAUCGCCCGGUAUAAUAAUGCUUAGUAUCAAUCUUGUAUUUUCGACGAUAAACUGCACUGUACAGCCAUGGUACAAACGGACGUUUCAAGACACUAUGGUCUACUUGAAUGAGAUCGUGCGAGCUUCGAAGAUGCAACGAAAAACGCGAGUAUUAAAUGGACAAUCAAAGAAUGUUAAUCAGAUAUCUGCGGAAGCCAAAAAGUUUUUCGAGAACUCACAGCCAGGCAAUCCUGAUAAAUCCGAAGAAUGUGAUAGUGAGUACGCCGUCUGGCUGUCCUUCGCGGAGAUUUACAAUGGAAACGUUUACGAUCUGUUGGACUUCGCGGAAACACGCUCUCCAUUGAAAUUGUAUAUGAACACUGAAGGGCAAACUGUUUGCGAUUUGAGAAAAAUGUAUGCUGUAACUGCGCUGGAAGCUCAUAAGAUUAUCAUGGCAGGCCAAUCGAACAUGAGCGUCACAGGAUCGGGGAAUUCUCGAUCACAUACUAUUUUCACGAUGGAAUUAGUGAAGUAUCAGAAGGAUUGUGCAGCGGAAGAAGUGAUCAUCAGUUCUUUGACUUUUUGCGACUUGGCUAGCUCUACACAGUUCAAGAAAUCACAUAUGCGCGAAGUAAGUAGUAUCAAUAACAGCCUGCUAGUGCUUGGUAGAUGCCUCAAGGCUCUGAGUCAGAAUCGAAUGGCACCAUUCCGCCAGUCAAAUUUAACGAGAAUAUGUCAACGAGCCCUCUCAGGUGAAGAAAAUCUGAGUUUUAUAAUGAAUGUCAUUCUUGAGUCAAGUUUGAAUCUACUUGAGAUACAGAGAGAUAGAUUUGAAAUGCAGAGCAUUUUUAAUUUCUGUGAUAUAAUUAGAAAGCUAACAAAUUAUCAUAAGGAGUGCAAACAAAUUUGCGAAUUUGAAGAAACUAUCCGUGAUCUCGAAACAUUUGAUAAUACUAUGACGUCAUCAUCUAAUUAUCAAAGCCCAUGUGAGAGUGCAGAAAUGAUUGGCUGUACCGAUUCGUCAGAGUGCAGAGAUAUACGAGAACAGAAUAGAAGACUAAAGCAAGAAUUGGAAGCUGCAAAAAGUGAUAUGUUAAAUUGCGAAUACUCAAUUCGACAACAACUGGCCGAUCGUUAUUUACGCACAAUUGAAGAGUUGGAAGGGACCUACAAAGAGAAUACCAAGAAGAUCGAAACUGAGGGAGAGGAUCUAUUAAAAUGGUCUAAAGCUCUCAAACAGGUCGAAAGCUUUUAUAAGGAACGCAUCGAUAAUCUGAUGCAGCAUAAGAAGAGAAAGCGAGGAAACAGCGGAGAUUAUAUCGUAGAUAGUCAUACACUUUACGAAGAGCUCGAAGCUGAGAAUGCACAGGUCACUUCCAAGGUGAUGGUUCUGAAAGAAGCAGUGAAGAAAUUGAGGCAAGAGAACAAGACGAUCCUCUGCGAAAAGAACAAAUAUAGCUUUGAAUUAGCUUUAGUAACGGAAGAAUUGAAAAAGUUUCGACAGCUCACGCGAGCUAGGAUUCGUAAGUGGGAUGGCAACACUGAAAACAUCGAGGAUGACACUGAUUGUCUCAUGAACAAUCUGGAACGGUCAAUGGAUGAAAAAGUAAAAAGAACCGAGGAGAAACUCGAAGAGAUGAGCGAAUAUAUUCGUGUAAUAGAAAAUAAAGACGCUGAAGCUGCUUCUGGAGCGAAACAGAAAUUAUCAAAAUCGGAGUAUCUUUUGAAUGAUACUUUGAACGAAGUGAAAGAAUUAGAAGAGGAACUUUUACAAGACCCUUGCAUCAUCAAACUGCAACAUCAUACACAGUUGCAAGAAAGACAGCUUGUUGAAGUUCGACAGUGCUCGAAUGAUACCAAAAAUGAGAGUAUAAGCGAUCAAAAAUGUGAUCAAUCAAAUAUUUCAUUUGAGGAUUAUAUAGCAGAUAGCUCUAUUCAGGAUGAUAUAUCUGUAGUGAAAAAUCCCUCACGAAUGUGCAUGAACUCAACCACAAUUGAACAAAACGAGUUUAACGACUGGACCAUUGUUCCUACAUUGUUUGCGGACCAUGUCGAAUCAACGAAGAAGAAAUUCUCGAACGUGCCAAGCGUUGAUCGCAAAAGUCUCUUUGAAAGUAGUGGCAGUAUGGAUUGCAGCGGUUCUAGAUCGAGUGACAGAAGUAGCAAAGAUGACUCGGGUGUAAGUAGCGAAUUACAAAGAUCUACCAGCAUAAGUGAUCACGCGAGUAUCCACGAAAAUGAGGAUAAGUGCACAGAAACUUGUGUCAUCAAUGAGGACAAUCAGAAUUUAGUGAAAGAAAACUUUGAACAGCUGAAAGAUAGCGCAGAUUUGAAUAAAUGGAAUUAUCAAGAGAUGGUACAUGCUGGUGAAUUGUCUGAAGACCUGGAAACUAUUCGGGAUGUGAUUUAUACAUUAAAUGAAGAGACUUACGCGAACGAUUAUCAAAUGGUGCAUAAAGAGGAAACAUUGGAACGACUGAUUGAAGAGAAGAGUGAAAUUGGAACCAAAGACGAUAGCGUAUUCAAGAUGACAGAAAAUAAAAUAGAAGAAUACAAACGUGAGAUUUGUGAGCUAAGCCGCAAACUGGUAGUCAAGGAAGAAAAUGAAAAUCGAAUUUCCGAAUGCUUAGAAAGAUAUGUAAAGAAAUCUAGAGCCUUUGAACAUAAAUUAUCUUUGUUGCGCAACCGGCUGAAGAAAGUGUUUAGUACAUGCGCAAAUGGACAUUUACCAAAGAUCAAAAAUUUGGAAGAAGAAUUGUUACAAAAGAUAAGCGAGCUCGAUAGAAGGAUUGCUGAAAUGCAACAUGAUUUUGCGAAAAACUACGAAUUGUUCCAGAAGAUAUAUGAUUUUGAGAUUAUUGUGAACAAAUGUCAAAAAGACAAGAACGAGCUUUACACGCAGUUGUAUGAUUGUUCCGAGACCCAAUUGACUCUCGAGGAUAAACUGAAGAAAUUAACAAUGAAGAUAACAGAAAGAGAGAGCGGAAUUAUCUCGUUGAAAAGUGAAGUACGUAAUAUAGCAGAUCUGAACGUUGCAAACAAUGAGAAAGCGAGAAAUCUGAGUGAGCAAAUUACCGAAGCUUACGAAAGUAUCGGUUUGGUUAAGGAAGAUCUGCAUUGUUGCAAAGAUUUGCGUAAAAAUAUGGAGAAUACCAUGAAAGCGGAAAUUCAUAAUUUGAAAUCUCAGUUGUCAGAUCAAGAAAAUAAUACAACACUCCUGAACGAAAUUUACAAGACUUAUAGCGACAGCCAGGAUGAAAUAACUCGUUUAAAGAUGCAACUGGAGCAUAAAGAAUUAGAAUUAACUCUACUUAAAACUAAUAAAAAUGCUUCAAUAAAAAGAUAUGAGAUUUUGAAACAUUUGCAAAAUGAAAUCGAAGAGAAGAAUAAAUACUUUGAAACUGCGAACAGUUUAAAUAACUUGGAAAGAUCUUUAACUGAGAAUCAAAAAGAGUCAGAAGAAACCUUAAGAAAUCAUGAAGCCAAAAAUAGUUCCGCAAACAGUUCCAGUUUCGUGCCUAAUCACGCUAGUUCGGAGACAUUAACUGUUUCGUCAGCUCCAAGUGAAAAAUCCACAACUUUUUUCGAUGAGGCUAAUGACUUUGAUUACAUUACCAUUAAAUUGGAUAACGAAUCUUGUCAGACAGAAAGCAGUAUAAAGUCAAACAUAUAUUCAUCUGUAUGCGAAACUGAUAGUUCUGAAAUGGAACAUAAUUUUAACAUGAGAUCAUCAGAUACCAAAGACAAAAAGAAAAGUCCAAAUUGGAUGAAAGUUAGAAAAAUAUCUGGUAAUACCACACUUUCGCGCACUUUUUGUAAACACACAGAUAUUAAUAGUGAUUCAGAAAUUGAGUGA
Messenger RNA from Trachymyrmex septentrionalis, 4511 nucleotides. Its product is annotated as kinesin-like protein KIF20A. Gene Ontology annotation, biological process: microtubule-based movement. The transcript has 3 exons. Bases 195 to 4511 code for a protein of 1438 amino acids. Lineage: Eukaryota; Metazoa; Arthropoda; Insecta; Hymenoptera; Formicidae. Gene Ontology annotation, molecular function: microtubule binding; ATP binding; plus-end-directed microtubule motor activity. The record is from RefSeq and is a predicted model, not a curated record.